Messenger RNA from Chlorella variabilis, 1512 nucleotides. RefSeq lists its product as hypothetical. The record is from RefSeq and is a predicted model, not a curated record. Gene Ontology annotation, cellular component: cytosol; cytoplasm. Gene Ontology annotation, biological process: pyrimidine nucleobase catabolic process. The transcript is spliced from 9 exons. Gene Ontology annotation, molecular function: dihydropyrimidinase activity. Lineage: Eukaryota; Viridiplantae; Chlorophyta; Trebouxiophyceae; Chlorellales; Chlorellaceae. The coding region runs from base 1 to 1512 and encodes 503 amino acids.
AUGCAUUGCCUGGCUCGCCUCUUCUCGCUGCCCGUGCUGCAGGGUGGCACUGUGGUGAAUGCCGACCGCCAGUUCCAGGCAGAUGUGCUCAUCCGGGAUGGAAUCAUCCUGAGGGUCGAGCCAGGCCUCCAGGCGGCACGGCCGGGCACACGGCAGCUGGAUGCGCGCGGCAAGCUGGUGAUGCCGGGCGGCAUCGACCCGCACACCCACCUGGCCAUGCCCUUCAUGGGGCAGGUCGCCUGCGACGACUUCUUCAGCGGCCACGCCGCUGCGCUUGCGGGCGGCACCACCAUGCACAUCGACUUUGUGCUGCCCGUGGCGCACGACCUGCUGGCGGGGUGGGAGGAGUGGCAGCGCAAGGCGCAGGCGGCGGUCAUGGACUAUGGCUUCCACAUGGCGGUGACGUCGUGGAGCGACAGGGUGGCGGCUGACAUGGCGGCCGUCACUGCCCGAGGCGUCAACAGCUUCAAGUUCUUCAUGGCCUAUAAGGGCGCCCUAAUGGUGAACGACGAGCAGCUGCUGGCGGGGCUGCGGCGGUGCAAGGAGCUGGGGGCACUGGCGCAGGUGCACGCGGAGAACGGAGAUGCGGUGGCAGAGGGGCAGCAGCGCGUGUUUGAUGCGGGCAUCACCGGCCCAGAGGGCCACGCCCUGUCGCGGCCGGCGGCGCUGGAGGGGGAGGCCACGGCGCGCGCCAUCCGGCUGGCCGAGUUUGUGGGGACGCCGCUGUAUGUGGUGCACGUGAUGAGCCGGGAUGCGAUGGAGGAGGUCGGGCGCGCCAGGCAGCGCGGGGUGCGGGUGGUUGGCGAGACGGUGGCCUCAGCCAUCUCCAUGGAUGAAAGCCGCAUGUGGCACCCCGACUUUGAUGUGGCGGCGCAGUAUGUGAUGAGCCCGCCCAUACGCAGCAAGGAGCACGGCGCGGCGCUGCGGGCGGCGCUGGCGGGCGGCGUGCUGCAGCUGGUGGGCACAGACCACGCCGUGUUCAACAGCAGCCAAAAGGCGGUGGGGCGCCACGACUUCCGCAUCAUCCCCAAUGGCGUCAAUGGGCUGGAGGAGCGGCUGCACGUGGUGUGGCAGGAGCUGGUGAACAGCGGGCAGCUGACGCCCUCCGACUUUGUGCGCGUCACCAGCACUGCGGCCGCCCAGGUGUACAACAUCUACCCUCGCAAGGGCGUGGUGGCGCCUGGGUCGGAUGCCGACGUCAUCAUCUUUGACCCCUCCCUUGACCACACCAUCACCGCCGCCGCCCACCACUCCGCCAUGGACACCAACAUCUACGAGGGCUACCGCGUGCGGGGCAAGGUGGUGACCACCAUCAGCCGCGGCCGUGUGGUGUGGCACGAGGGCAAGCUCAACGUGAUGCGCGGCAGCGGCCGCUUUGUGCCCACACCCACCCACGGCCCGCUGUUCCAGGGCUUGGACAAGCAGCCCGCGCACCUCGUGGACGUGGCACGCUACGGUGGCGUGCCCGUCAAGCGCAGCAGCAGCGGCACGCACGAGAGGGACGAGCUGUGA